This is a messenger RNA of Chaetura pelagica (chimney swift), 711 nucleotides long. Its product is annotated as endonuclease domain-containing 1 protein-like. The record is from RefSeq and is a predicted model, not a curated record. NCBI's taxonomy places the organism in Eukaryota, Metazoa, Chordata, Aves, Apodiformes, Apodidae. The annotation marks the transcript as partial. The transcript has 2 exons. Gene Ontology annotation, molecular function: metal ion binding; hydrolase activity; nucleic acid binding.
GCAGCCCUGACACCUCAAAACUCAAGUUGGAUCUGCCAGUUUUAUGAGAACCAGUAUCACUUUGCUACUCUGUACGACAGGAAAGAGCGUAUUCCUGUGUACUCUGCUUAUAUCUACCAGCCUGGAGAUGGAGUCAGACCUAGCAGAUGGCUGGUUGAGCCCCAGCUGGUGGGUCCAAAUUAUCCAAAAAAUAUGGAAAAAGAGUCGACCCUCUUAAAGAACUUCAGUGUAAGCUUAGAGCAACUCAGCAACAGCCAAGCUAUCCUGCAAGACUACAAGAACCUGACAGGCUUAGAACGUGGUCAUCUGAAUCCCAGUGGCCAUCAUAACAACUCCAGCAGCAGGAGGGCUACCUUCACCCUGACCAACAUAGUGCCUCAGGAUGCAGAACUCGGUGGAGGAGCUUGGAAGAACUACGAGCAGCAAACGAUGAUGAGAAUGACCAAGGACUGUAAAACCACCUAUGUCGUCACGGGUGCUGUGCCUGGGAAAAAAUAUAUAGCCAACAGAAGAGUUAAUAUACCCAGUUACAUCUGGUCAAGUGCCUGCUGUGAGGUGGAUGCCAACAACAGGAAGGCCUGGGGGCUCAUUGCUGAGAACAACAAGAAUGCAGUCGAGGAACUCAGUCUGCGGGAGCUGGAGGAGAGGUUGACUGACCUGUAUGGGAAUGGCUCAGUUUCCCUCUUCCACAGAGACUGUCCUCGGGACUAA